GCUGGGUUUGAAGAGGGUGGAGAUGCAGCAUGGCAACACAAACCUUAUAAAGAAUGAUGCACACGCCCGGCGGGCCGCCUCACUUCACCUCUCGUCCCGGACGACAGCAGCAGCAGCAGCAGCAGUCAUGCUCAGCCUCAAACUACCGCAAGUCUUCACCAUCAAUCAAGUGCCCAAAGUUUUCCACGAGCACAGCAUCAUCUCCGGCUACCGCCACCCGCGCAGCUCCGCCACCGACUGCAUCCUGAGCCUCUUCCAGCUGACCAAUGAGACCGUCAACAUCUGGACCCACUUUUUGCCCACCUGGUACUUCCUUUGGCAGCUGGUGUCGGUGGCGUGGGUGCAGGCGCCGUGGCGGGACUCCUUCGCCUGGCCUCUGGUGAUCUUCCUGCUCACCUGCUGCGUUUAUCCGCUGGCGUCCAGCUGCGCUCACACCUUCAGCAGCAUGUCCGUCCGGGCCCGCCACAUCUGCUUCUUCUUCGACUACGCCGCCCUCAGUUUCUACAGCCUGGGCUCAGCGAUCGUCUACUCGGCCUACGUCUUCCCGGACAAGUGGGUGAACGGCUUCUUCCACCGGUGGUACGUGCCGAUGGCCGUGUUCAACACCAUCAUCUGCAGCGGCAUGGCCUGCUAUUCCAGGCUUGGCCUGCCGUUUGUGCACUAUAACCAUGACAUCAUAAAGAGAUUCACAGAGUGUCAGAUUCCAAGAUUCAGCAAAUAUCUCCGUGUUUUUGCCUUCGCUUACCCGUACAUGUUUGACCACAUCCCUCUCUUCUACCGGGUGUUUCUGUGUGAAGGGGAGGGCUGCACAGAAAAUGACACCAACAUGCUCCACUACAUCCACAUCACCUUCGCCCACCUCACGGGCUUCCUGUUUGCGACACACUUACCUGAACGCCUGGCGCCAGGAAGCUUCGACUACAUAGGUCACAGCCACCAGCUCUUCCACGUGUGCGGCAUCCUCGGCACCCACUUCCAGAUGAAGGCCGUGGGGCGGGACAUGGUGACGCGGCGCCCCUGGCUCCUGGAGCACUCCGUGCCCAUCACCUUCGCCAACUCCGUGGGCGCAGCGCUGCUCUGUGUGGUGGUGAACUUGGCCGUCAUCGGCCUCUACAGUCUUCCCCUCCUCUCGGCUCCGGCCUGUAGAGCGAAGAAACGCGAUAAAGGCUCAAAGAAAGCAACCUCGGGUUGGAUCUGCUCCUGCUCAUAGACCUCACUGGGUGCCAGCGGGUCACAUGACAAACAGA
Pungitius pungitius (ninespine stickleback) is the source of this 1247-nucleotide messenger RNA. RefSeq names its product progestin and adipoQ receptor family member Vb (gene paqr5b). The record is from RefSeq and is a predicted model, not a curated record. Bases 23 to 1210 code for a protein of 395 amino acids. Gene Ontology annotation, cellular component: membrane. The transcript is spliced from 8 exons. Gene Ontology annotation, molecular function: signaling receptor activity. NCBI's taxonomy places the organism in Eukaryota, Metazoa, Chordata, Actinopteri, Perciformes, Gasterosteidae.